AUGCCUUUUGGUAUUCUCGAAGACUACAAGCUGGAGAUAGUGCCUGGCACGGCACUACUUCGCGAUGCAGAAGAACUGCCGGGAGAGCUUCGAGUUGUGCCAACGGAGCGUCUGAAACAUGGCACUGGACGCUUCUCUCACGUCGUGCUUGUGCCGCAACCUUCAGACAGCCCCAAUGACCCUUUGAAUUGGCCAACAUGGCGGAAGGACUUGAUUCUCUUCAUCGUGGGCAUGUCGGCUGCCGUCGUAGGAGCUUAUGGGCCUAUGCUGGGACCUGGCUUUGUGCCCAUUGCUGCUGAGCUUGGGAUCUCUGUGCCUGUACUGGGUCAGGCGACUGCUUGGCUGAUCCUUACACUGGGACUCGUGGUCUUCUUCAUCAACCCGCUCGCGAAGAUCUACGGCAAGCGUCCAGUCUACGUAUUCGCAUCCACCAUUUUGUUCGUCGUCUCGAUCUGGGGAGCCGUUGCUAAAGACUACCCAACAUUCCUAGCAAGCCGCGUCGUAGGCGCCUUGGGCAUGGCACCGUACGAAGUUCUGGUCCAGGCCACAAUCGCAGACUUGUAUUUCGUUCACGAGCGUGCAACGCGGAUAGCAAUCUGGAACCUCUUCUUGCUCUGCGGUAUCGCAGGCGCCGGCUUCAUCUCUGGCUACAUCAUCGAAGACCUCGGCUGGAAAUGGACAUUCUGGGUCUGCUCCAUCUUAUUCGGCAUCUUUGGCUUCGGUAUUCUCUUCUUUGUGCCAGAAACCAAUUAUGUUCGCAGCGGUGUCACCUCGAAUGUUCUCGCCAAGACGGGAAUCCAGGACCAGGAGCGCGGCGCGGAGAACGAGAAGAUUGACGAGAAGGCUGGCAUGCAUGUUGAGCACAAAGAGCUGCCGAGGAAGGUCACUGGCAAUGGUUCCAAUCCAGAAGCCGCCAGUGAGCCGAAAAUGUCGUAUGUCAAGUCCUUGAGCUUGUUCACAGGAAGAUACACGAACGGGAGCGCGUGGAAGAUCUUUGCCCGGCCAUUUGUCAUGUUCUUUUACCCAAGCGUCUUCUGGGGAUUUUUGAUAUACGGAACGACUCUCACCUGGAUCGUCGUCUUCUCCGUCGUCAACGGCGUCCUGUUCACACAACCGCCGUACAACUUCACCGUCGGCGAAGCGGGCUUGACUUCUCUAAGCCCUUUCAUCCUCUGCAUCAUAGGAGAAGCCGUGUCCGGACCGCUGAACGACUGGAUCUGUGUCAAUCUGGCGAAGCGCAACCACGGUGUUUAUGAGCCGGAGUUCCGGCUCGUCCUGAUGGUCGUGGUAGUUAUCCUUGGCGUUGUCGGUUUCUACGGCUUCGGCGCCACAGUUGACGCCCAAACCCACUGGUUCGGCCCUGUCGCAACGUACGGUCUGGCAAACAUGUCUCUGGCAUUCGCGAGUACCUGCGUCUUUGGCUACAUCCUCGACAGCUACCCUCGACUGGCCGAAGAAGCGUUCGUUGCCAUCAACACUCGGAAUCUGUUGACCUUUGGACUGGUAAUUAGACAAUCCCCACAUUGGCUGUGCUCUGCUGACUUGUUUCUGAAGACCUACUUCGUCAACUCCUGGAUCGAAAGAGACGGUGCCCUGAUCGUCUUCAACAUCCUGGGUUCCUGCUUUCUCGCCGUCUGCUUGCUGACCAUCCCGCUGUGGAUCUACGGCAAACGCAUUAGGUCGUGGACAGCGAGGAACGAGUUUUUGCAGGAGUUUAUGCGCGAUAUAUAA
Messenger RNA from Saxophila tyrrhenica, 1731 nucleotides. RefSeq lists its product as uncharacterized. Lineage: Eukaryota; Fungi; Ascomycota; Dothideomycetes; Mycosphaerellales; Extremaceae. Gene Ontology annotation, molecular function: transmembrane transporter activity. Bases 1 to 1731 code for a protein of 576 amino acids. Gene Ontology annotation, cellular component: plasma membrane. The record is from RefSeq and is a predicted model, not a curated record. The transcript is spliced from 8 exons. Gene Ontology annotation, biological process: transmembrane transport.